ACGURUGAAUAUUAUAUAAUAUGCUUCUCAAACUGGUCGUCCAGAAGAGAAUAACAUAUUACAUGGAYUUGGAUACUCGGAGUUCUGUAAUAUUAUGUCCCGUUGAAGUCCUAAGAAGCUUUAGAAGAAAACUUGUUUCUUUGUGUUGGCAUUUGCAAAGGAUGGAUAAAGAAGCGAAGGAAGAAAUAUCCAAAGGAAAUUACGAAAAUGCUUUGUUGAUAUACGAACGUCUGCUCGCCGAAGAGGGGAGUCACAAAUUCGAAGUACUUUUGGGGAAAGCACAGACUUUAAUUCUUCUAAAUCGGUUUAAUGAUGCCGUGGCCUGCUACAGGAAUGCCUUAGGGAUAUCUGUGCUCAAAGAGACAGACAUUGUGCCGUUUAUCGAUGGACUUGUUAAUAAAAUUUCCACUGUGGUGCUUUCACAACAGGCUUUAUAUUCUCAUACCCACGAACUUAUUCUCUGYCCCGUCUGUAAGGGAAUUACACUAGAUCCUAUAACACUUCCUUGUGGACACACGAACUGCCAAUCCUGUAUCGCUAAAUUAMAAAACAAAGUCUGCAAAGUCUGCUCCAAGCCGUUCUGUUCGUAUAAAGUCAAAGUAAAUGUUGUGUUACAAGCUAUAAUGAAUAAGCACUACUCGAAUGAAGUGAAAGCUGCGAACUUACGAAUAGAAGGAAAUGAUCUUCUGAAAGAAAAUAAACCAGAACAAGCACUUGAAAAAUAUCUAGAAGCUCUUAAACURCAUCCUGAUAAUCCUCUGCUWUGGAGCAACAUCUCACAUGUCAUGACACARCUUGGGAGAUUCCAGGAAGGACUGRAAAAUGCWRUAAAAGCAUGUGAACUGUACCCUGACUGGCCAAAGGGCUACUACAGAAAGGGCUGUGCAUUGCUUGGAUUACAGAAAGAUACAGAGGCAGCUGUUGCAUUUCUUCAGUGUCUUUCCAGAGACUUAACUAAUGUUUGGAUCAAGAAGUCAACAGUUGAGGUUGUACUGAAGAUGUUUCACCAACUUCACAUGACGUCAAGAGAAAACUCCGAAGGCAUCGAGUUGCAGGAAAAAAAUGCUAAUGAAGAAAAGUGUCAGCUAAAAGAAUUGAUUAAAAUGGUUGAGAAUUUAAAAGUACCUGACGACCAAGAAUCAGUCAAAGAUGAAUCAGACGAACCAUGUGAGAAGAAAGCUAAGAAAGAAAUAGUCAGCUGGAAAGAUUGUGAUGCAGAGGACUUUGAAUGCACCUUGUGCUGUAGACUUUUCUACGAGCCUAUCACAACACCAUGUGGUCAUGUCUUCUGUAGAAGUUGUCUCAACCGCAGCCUUGAUCAUAACCCUGGCUGUCCAAUUUGUCGAGGUUCGCUCUCUCAGGUUUUGGCUUUGAGAAAUCAGGCUGUAACCAUUGGCAUCGAGAAAAUCAUGCAGACUUACCUAACGGGACAGUAUGAWGAAAGAAAAAAGAUUCAUCUUGAAGAGAUGGAGAGGCUUGCCAGCGUUGCAAGCAACACUGCAGAUGACAUCCCAAUCUUCGUAUGUACCCUAGCAUUUCCCAUGAUGGCUUGCCCUUUGCAUAUUUUUGAGCCCCGGUACAGACUGAUGGUGAGGCAAUGCAUGGAGUCUGGAUCCCAACAGUUUGGCAUGUGUGCUUACGAUGAAGAUACAGGCUUUUCAGAGUAUGGAACAAUGCUUGAAAUCAUUAAUGUCCAGUUCCUAGCUGAUGGACGGUCGUUCGUGAAUACUAUCGGAGGGCGGAGAUUUAAGGUAUUAAGCAAAGGAAUGCGUGAUGGAUAUAGUGUAGCUAAAGUGGAGUGGAUAGCAGACGAGCCUGUUGAAGCAGCAGAAGAAGAAGCCGAACUCAAACGUGUUAUCAGUGAAGUGUACGGCGAAGCGAAGCGAUGGUUUGACAACUUACCAUUGCUAGUGAGAAGACGGAUSGUGACUUCAGUGAGUGACUUUCCACCGUGGGAUGACAAUGCAGAGAAGCUUCCUCAUGGUCCACAAUGGCUGUGGUGGUUMAUAGCCAUCUGCCCGCUCGACCCUAAAACGCAAAUCAACCUGCUUGGCUUGAAAUCACUAAAAGAACGUCUUGUAAUAAUGAGGAGAAUACUCACCGCUAUAUCGUAAACUAGCWCCUUUCGAAUAUCGGUUUAUUUCAAAUAUCUGGGCGAUUAGUCUUAAAAGAGCGAUCGUUCUUUAGUGCACAACAACUUCAAUUUUAUCAGUCCAACCUAGUAGGCCAUUCCAAGAUCCAAGAAUAGUUGGAAUGACUUCAGGUGUUUCUGCUUCUUAUUCUCGUCAAGAACAUGAACCUAAGUGUUGAGACUGAUUCAAUGUUGUUUGUUAGUCAACUAAACCAUUUCCAUCUCAGGAUGACCAAUCGCCUAUCGCUUUUGGCGAUGACGUUUUUUUUUUUUUCUGAAAUAGGUGUAUUUUCGGAAUGAAAAUAAAUCAGUUGUAAGUAUACCUGUAAAGAAAUAAUUCCAAAAUUUAUGUUUCUGAACUGAAAAUCUUGCUUGGACAUAAACGGAAUCUUAUGAGAUAUGGCUUCUGCUAGUUCUGUAAUAUUUAUUAUUGCCUAGGAAUKGGAAUGCAGUUUUUGAAAAACUAUGUACAUAUAUGGUUUGGUUUUUUUAACCUUAUAUUGGGAAAUUAUAAUAAAAUACCAUAAAAUGAAA
This is a messenger RNA of Actinia tenebrosa (Australian red waratah sea anemone), 2665 nucleotides long. RefSeq names its product LON peptidase N-terminal domain and RING finger protein 3. The record is from RefSeq and is a predicted model, not a curated record. Lineage: Eukaryota; Metazoa; Cnidaria; Anthozoa; Actiniaria; Actiniidae. Gene Ontology annotation, molecular function: ubiquitin protein ligase activity; protein binding.